This is a messenger RNA of Lacerta agilis (Sand lizard), 1762 nucleotides long. RefSeq names its product hydroxyacid oxidase 2 (gene HAO2). The record is from RefSeq and is a predicted model, not a curated record. Bases 109 to 1176 code for a protein of 355 amino acids. The transcript is spliced from 8 exons. Gene Ontology annotation, molecular function: oxidoreductase activity; FMN binding. NCBI's taxonomy places the organism in Eukaryota, Metazoa, Chordata, Lepidosauria, Squamata, Lacertidae.
AAUCAAGGAGUGCCUCUGUUCACAAAGGGAUAGCACAACAUUCAGUUGAAAAUCCGCACUGAAGCAAUGGUCUAGCUGGAGUUACUCACACUAAAGCUUUGAUUUAAGAUGGCCCUGGUCUGUUUGUCAGACUUUGAGGCAUAUGCUAAGAAGCAUCUCCCCAAAGAUGCCUGGGAUUUCGUUGCAGCUGGCGCUGAUGAAUGCAGUACCCUGGAAGAAAACCUCAAGGCAUUCAAAAGGAUUCGUUUUCGCCCACGUGUUCUGCGUGACAUGUCUGCAGUGGAUACAAGGACCACAAUCCUUGGCACUGAAAUCAGCUUCCCUGUGGGAAUCGCUCCCACCGGCUUCCAUAGGUUGGUUUGGCCAGAUGGAGAGCUGAGCACAGCUAGAGCGGCAGAAGCUAUGAAUACAUGCUACAUUGCCAGCUCCUACUCCUCUUGCUCCGUGGAUGAGAUUGCUGCUGCUGCGCCUGCUGCUCUUCAGUGGUUCCAGCUCUACAUCCACCGGGACAGAACCAUCUCGGAGCAACUGGUGCGAAGGGCAGAAGCAGCCGGUUUCCAGGCCCUGGUGCUCACAGUGGACGUGCCCUGCACGGGCAAGAGGCGCGACGACAUCCGCAACAACUUCCGGUUCUUGUCUGCCGUUAAGCCGAAGAACUAUGAAGGAGCCUUCGAGGGUGAAGACUGUUCAGAGUAUGGGGUGCCUCCUGGCAGCAUAGACCCCUCUGUCACUUGGAACGAUAUCUCCUGGCUACGGAGUGUGACAGGCCUACCUCUCAUCAUCAAGGGAAUUCUGACAAAGGAAGAUGCAGAGCUGGCCAUGAGCCAUGGAGUUCAAGGGAUUAUUGUGUCCAACCAUGGAGGAAGACAGCUGGAUGGGGCACCUGCAAGUAUUGAUGCCCUUGUUGAAAUUGUAGCCACAGUCCAAAACAAAACUGACGUUUAUUUGGAUGGAGGGAUACGGACAGGAAGUGAUGUAUUGAAAGCUCUGGCACUCGGGGCAAAAUGCGUCUUCGUCGGAAGGCCUGCUAUAUGGGGUCUGGCCUAUAAGGGCGAAGAAGGACUUCGGAAAGUUUUGGAGAUUUUAAAAGAGGAACUUCGUUUGUCGAUGGCUCUUGCUGGCUGUAGAAAUGUCUCGGAGAUUGGCCGCCACGUUGUUCAAUAUUCCAAGUUGUGAAGAACCCUCCUGCCUUGUUCAUCAGUUCCAAGAAGUGACUACAGCCCUGGACAAGCAUGCUCAGAGCAACCGGAAAGAACAAAUCAGCUGCAUAUCAGAAACGCGCACCCCCCCUCCCCCAAUCAAUCUCUGGUAACGUUACAGCCCCCUAUAUGUUUGUGGGAAGUACAGGAGGAGGCAGUCCUUCAAAUACCCUGGUCCCAAAAGUGACAACUAGCACCAUCCGUUGGGCCUAGAGGGAAAUAAGGGGCCAAUGCAGUUUAUGCAGUGAUGGGGCUGUUUGGUCACGUGACAACGGAUGAAAGGAUCUGGCAAUUUCCCUCCUCUCUGUUUCUCAUUUUUCCAAUCUUAAAUUCAGUUUUACACAUUUCUGCAGCAAUCUGCAAUUAAAAAAUAAAUAAAUCAUCCAUGACAAUUCAACAGCAUUUAAGGUCAAUUCCUCCUAAUAAACACAUCUUUGUUUGAAGUUCUUACCAAUGUAUGCAUUUUGCAAGCAGUUUCCCUUAAGGUAAUAUGUUAAUUUUUACUAUUAUAUUCAUUUGUAGGCAAACUUUCCUUUUCACACUUACCUUUGAACCAUCAGAAU